AUGGCUCGGCCACGCACGCCCCACCGUCGCCGAACGGUCAGCGAGUCAGAGCAGCGCGAGUUCGUCGACGUCCAGCAGGAGCACCAGCAGCAGCAGCACGACGAGCAACGGCACUUCGACCUCAGCUCCUCCACGCAGGGACUCGAUGGCCCCAUUCGCCGAUUCCAAAUCCUCAAAAGCACGCCCGUGGGACUGGUUUGUCCGCAGAACAUCCGCUUCAGCGUAGUGGAUGCGGACGCCGGGAUUGCCCAGACGGGGCAUAUCUUUGAUCUAUCAACUCCCGCGACCGAGCCGAUCUAUGUGACGAACGACCUGAAAUGGUGGAAGCAGAGGUAUUUCCUGCCACCUUCGUUCGAGGUCUUUCCGGGUAACGCCCACAAGCAUGGGAGUCGGAGCCAGAGGACCGCUAGCCGGCGAGUCGCCCAAGAGGGGAGCGAGAUCAGCGGGUUACCACCGUCACCACCGCACGACAGCUUGACAUUUCCCGACUCCCGGUCCCGCGCCCACAGCACGACGGGGCAGACGGAGAAAGCGUAUCCAGUUGCCGAGAUCAAAUACCGGGGCUGGCAAGGUCUCACGGGCAUGUCUGUCGCGCUGACGGUUUACAACAUCACGCCCGAGAUGCACUACCACAACCAUUACUCACACGCCCUGGCCGACGACCCCGAUUCAACGCCGGACAUCCGCUCCCGGUACCUGAUCAGCCGCACGGGCUGGAAACGCGAGUACAUCCUCACCCCGGGUGGCUAUAAGUGGCGGUCUCCCUCGCCAGUCGAGAAGAAGGACAUUCUCGCGGCUCCGGCCGUCGACGACGCAACGCCGGUCGGGCACGGCAAUCUGAUCCUCGAGGAUGCCGACCAGACGCCCGUGGCCGUGUACAAGCAGCGACGGGACCACGAAGUCCUCGGCACACUGACGGUCUUGCUCCAGCACGUGAAUGAGACCGGGUCCGACGGGAGGAAUGGGCACGGACAGGGCCACGGGCACGGUCAUGGACACGGAAAAGGAAACGACGGCAAAAUCACCACCGAGGCGGUCCUGGCGAGUUGUCUAGCCGUCGUGACGUACGAACGGAUUGGAUGGCAGAAUUUGCUGGGCCGUUGA
Cladophialophora carrionii CBS 160.54 is the source of this 1104-nucleotide messenger RNA. RefSeq lists its product as uncharacterized. The record is from RefSeq and is a predicted model, not a curated record. Bases 1 to 1104 code for a protein of 367 amino acids. The transcript has a single exon. Lineage: Eukaryota; Fungi; Ascomycota; Eurotiomycetes; Chaetothyriales; Herpotrichiellaceae.